CGCCUGCUCGCCUGCUCCCAACUGCUUGGUGCUUUUGGACCGGCGAGUGGGCGCGGAGAAGCUGGCUCCCAGAUCACGUAGAGACCAUCGCGGCCACUGCAGCGCGAGUCGUGCUACGGGCUGGCACCGCACAAGACGCGGGGGUCCAGAGAUUAUUUCUCUUUAUUCAGAAGCAUAAAGUUGUUUGCUGAUUGCAAGAAGAUGUUUCUUUGGCUCUUUCUGAUUUUGUCAGCCCUGCUUUCAUCGACAACUGCAGAUUCCGAUAUAUCGGUGGAAAUUUGCAAUGUGUGUUCCUGCGUGUCUGUUGAGAAUGUUCUCUAUGUGAACUGUGAGAAGGUUUCAGUCUACAGACCAAAUCAACUGAAACCCCCUUGGUCUAAUUUCUAUCACCUCAAUUUCCAGAACAAUUUUUUAAAUAUUCUUUAUCCAAAUACAUUCUUGAAUUUUUCACACGCAGUAUCCCUGCAUCUGGGAAAUAAUAAACUGCAGAACAUUGAGGGAGGAGCCUUUCUCGGGCUCAGUGCAUUAAAGCAGUUACACUUGAACAACAAUGAAUUAAAGAUUCUCCGAGCUGACACUUUCCUUGGCAUAGAGAACUUGGAGUAUCUCCAGGCUGACUACAAUUUAAUCAAGUAUAUUGAACGAGGAGCCUUCAAUAAGCUCCACAAACUGAAAGUUCUCAUUCUUAAUGACAAUCUGAUUUCAUUCCUUCCUGAUAAUAUUUUCCGAUUCGCAUCUUUGACCCACCUGGAUAUACGAGGGAACAGAAUCCAGAAGCUCCCUUACAUUGGAGUUCUGGAACACAUUGGCAGGGUCGUUGAAUUGCAACUGGAAGAUAACCCUUGGAACUGCAGCUGUGAUUUGUUGCCUCUAAAGGCUUGGCUGGAGAAUAUGCCAUAUAACAUUUACAUAGGAGAAGCUAUCUGUGAAACUCCCAGUGACUUAUAUGGAAGGCUUUUAAAAGAAACCAACAAACAAGAAUUAUGUCCUAUGGGCACAGGCAGUGAUUUCGAUGUGCGCAUUCUGCCACCAUCUCAGCUGGAAAAUGGCUAUACCACUCCCAAUGGUCACACUACCCAAACAUCCUUGCACAGACUAGUGACCAAACCACCGAAAACGACCAAUCCUUCUAAGAUCUCUGGAAUCGUAGCAGGCAAAGCCCUCUCUAACCGCAAUCUCAGUCAGAUUGUGUCUUAUCAAACAAGAGUGCCUCCUCUGACACCUUGCCCAGCACCUUGCUUUUGCAAAACACAUCCUUCAGAUUUGGGACUGAGUGUGAACUGCCAAGAGAAAAAUAUACAGUCUAUGUCUGAGCUGAUACCAAAACCUCUAAAUGCCAAGAAGUUGCAUGUCAAUGGCAAUAGCAUCAAAGAUGUGGACAUUUCAGACUUCGCUGAGUUUGAAGGACUGGAUUUGCUCCAUUUAGGCAGCAAUCAGAUUACAGUGAUCAAGGGAGAUGUAUUCCGCAAUCUUACUAAUUUACGCAGGCUGUAUCUCAAUGGCAAUCAAAUCGAAAGACUGUAUCCUGAGAUAUUUUCAGGCCUUCAUAACCUGCAAUAUCUGUAUUUGGAAUACAAUUUGAUUAAGGAAAUCUUAGCAGGCACCUUUGACUCCAUGCCAAACUUGCAGUUACUGUAUUUAAACAAUAAUCUCUUGAAGAGCCUGCCUGUUUACAUUUUUUCUGGAGCACCUCUUGCUAGACUGAAUCUGAGGAACAACAAAUUCAUGUACCUACCUGUCAGUGGAGUUCUUGAUCAGCUGCAGUCUCUUACGCAGAUUGACUUGGAGGGCAACCCGUGGGACUGUACUUGUGACCUGGUGGCAUUAAAGCUGUGGCUGGAGAAGUUAAAUGAUGGGAUUGUUGUGAAAGAACUGAAAUGUGAGACACCUGUUCAGUUUGCCAGCAUUGAACUGAAGUCCCUCAAAAAUGAAAUCCUAUGUCCUAAACUUCUCAAUAAGCCAUCUGCACCAUUCACAAGCCCUGCACCUGCUAUUACAUUCACCACUCCAUUGGGUCCCAUUCGAAGUCCUCCUGGGGGCCCAGUGCCUCUGUCUAUUUUAAUAUUAAGUAUACUAGUGGUUCUCAUUUUAACUGUGUUUGUCGCUUUUUGCCUUCUUGUUUUUGUGCUACGACGCAACAAGAAACCCACGGUGAAGCACGAAGGCCUGGGAAAUCCUGAAUGUGGCUCUAUGCAGCUGCAGCUAAGGAAGCACGACCACAAAACCAAUAAAAAAGAUGGACUGAGCACAGAAGCAUUCAUCCCACAAACCAUAGAACAGAUGAGCAAGAGCCACACCUGUGGGUUGAAAGAGUCAGAAACUGGGUUCAUGUUUUCCGAUCCUCCAGGACAGAAAGUCAUGAUGAGAAAUGCUGCUGACAAGGAGAAGGAUUUAUUACACAUGGAUACCAGGAAGAGACUGAGCACAAUUGAUGAACUGGAUGAAUUAUUCCCGAGCAGGGAUUCCAAUGUGUUUAUUCAAAAUUUUCUGGAAAGCAAGAAGGAGUAUAAUAGUAUAGGGGUCAGCGGCUUUGAGAUCCGCUAUCCAGAAAAACAACAAGAUAAAAAAACCAAGAAGUCACUGAUUGGUGGCAACCACAGUAAAAUUGUUGUGGAGCAAAGGAAGAGUGAGUAUUUUGAACUGAAGGCAAAACUUCAGAGUUCCCCUGACUACCUACAGGUCCUCGAGGAGCAAACGGCGUUGAACAAGAUAUAGGUCAUGCAAUCUAACUUCAUACAGAGGACAUUUAUUUAAUGAUGAAAGUGCCUUUUGUUGACUUCUAACUCCCAAAUACUAUAUUAUCAAUAGGCAUAGAGGCAGGUGUUUCCAAGGUUGUCUCAUUAACUGUAGCUGCAAAGAUGUAUCAAGUAGAAGAGAAUUUCCUUAAUAGAUUUUACUACAGAAAACCUAUACUGUGGAGUCCUGUGGGGAUACUGCAAAUUCUAUUGCCAAAGGGAUGCUUUAUACACAUAAUACACUGAAUUUAACCUCAAGAGGCAAAUUCGUUUUGUACCCCAAUACAAAACCUUCGUCUCUUUGUGCUUUGUAAAGCAAGCUCAAGAAAACUGGUACCAGUGUUUGUACUUCAACUGGGUCCUUCAUCUUGCACGUAGAUUAAGUUGGUGGAACUGGAAUAAUCCUUUUGAUUUGUGGCACUGUAACAACUCUGUGUAAAGAUUAUCUGAAAAGUGUAAAAAAAAAAAAAGCAUGCAAAGAGAGAACAUUCGAUAGUAUUUGUAAAUCGGUAACCUUUAUGGCCUGCAUCUUGAAACCGCUGGAUUUAUAACGUUAAAUUGUGCAGAUACUUGUUUAAAAUAUACCAUGCAUUACUUAAGUAUAAAAUAAAUUUGAACACUUUAAGCGUUACCUGUCUAUACAUAAAAUCCUAAAAGAGAAAAAAAAUCCACGUGAGUAACAUAGCAUUUGUGGUGAUCUGAAGAAAUGCGUGAUAUUUAUCAAAAUUAAAAAUGGCUCAAAUUAUUCUAACCCUAGAGUUUGUUCUCAGUUAUGUGAAAACCCCACAAUCCUUAACGGUUGUCCAAAAUUAGCAAAGUGCUUACCGUGUGAGCGCAGUCAAAGCUAUUUUUGUAACAUAAUUCAUAUUUAUGAAGUACUUUGUAUACUAAAUAGGAAAAUAUGUACUCCUUAAAAUGUAUUUACUAUGCUUGACUUAUUUUCCUGAUCACAGAAAAUUUAUCAGUACGUGUAAAAUUUAGAUAGAAAAAAAUACGUAACUGAAAUGAAAGGAAAUGGUGUACAGAAAAUUUUGGACUUUGUGAUCAGGUAUAAUUUAAAACUAGAAAAAAAAAUUAAAAAAAAGAAACAAAAAUACAAAGACUAUAAAAAACAAAAAUCAGUUCUGUGCUAUUCUUGUGAAUUUAGCAUAUUAUAUUCAGAUUUGUUAACAAGUGUGCAUUUUAAAAUAGGUUCUUUAGUUUCAUAGUAUUGUGUCUAGGGCACUGGUUAUUUGCCAUCAGUUGUCUUGCUUUUCAGGAUUCUAUGAGAUUAAUUCAAGUAGUUUUCACUAUGAGUAUUUAAAACAACUAAAGACUAAGCUGAAUAGUAUCUUGUAUGCAUCUGUAUCGUGUUCUUUCAUCAUUCUGACUACUAUCAGAUAAUCUAGUAGAACUACAAACAUCAUGGUAGUCUCGGCUAUCAAAGCCCCACUGUAACAUGCUUGCAUUGGACUCAGAUGAGCUCACAGACUGCAACUACAGUGAUAUGUCCCUGUGUUUGCUCAUGCUGUUAAACUGUAAGUAAUAAUUGGUCAAAGGAAUUAAGUGUUUGAUAACAGGUUAAUAUUUGAAGAUUUUAAGAGCUCCCAAUUGCAAAGUGAUAUUCAGAAAUAUAUUACCUUCUUGGUAAGCUGAUGUGUAUAUGUGUGUUUGUGUAUCUAUGUAUACACACAUGCAUAUACAUAUAUGUACGUAUGUGUAUAUGUACAUAUAUGAACAUAUAUGUAUUUAUUCAUUAAUUACUAUAUCAAUCAGUAGUUAACCAAGAAGGCAAAACAUAGGCAUUCUUCAUGAAUUUCAAGUGGAAGAUAUUUUGGUUCAGUUUCUGAGAUGACAUUAUGAUUAAAAGUUAACAGCGAUUCCUUUAUUAAGCACUAUUUUCAGGGCUUUAUGUGUCUGUUCCAAGAUUAAAAGUUAAACUUGGCAUUCUUGGAAGGAUAUAUGUGUGUGUGUGUGUGUGUGUGUGUGUGUGUGUGUGUGUGUGUGUGUGUGUUUGGGUAUAUAUUCAUACAUAUAGAUAAUUUGGAGAAUUUUUUAAAUAGCAAAAAUAUCUCCAUAUGUAUGUGCUGGUGCUCUUAAAAUUUUAAUGUGUAAUUUUAAUUUUCAUGACAAUGUCUGUGAAAAUUUUCUAUGAAUAUAAAAAUAUCUAAACAAAUAAUUGCUUUAUGAUCUUGAAAGGAAAGACAAGAUGUGUGCUCAACAGCUUGUAUUCAUCUACAAUUUCAUAAGGACUUUUAAUAGGCCAUUACCAUGCUUGCAUCCAUGGAAUAAAGGGCUCCUAAUGCACAGUGACAGGAUAACAAUGCAAUGGCUGCAAAGCAAGUGCUUUAGCUUAUCCUGUCAAUAAUGUAUGGGUGGAGGAAUCGUAAGUAGACACUGAGGGGAGGAACUGGAAAGCCCCAUCCAUGAUCUGGGAAUAGUGGCUCAUUGGGAUGAUGAUGCCUUUUUAUUCAGUGUGGUGUUUUACGAUGUUUUAAGAUAUUUCCAGAUUUCUGCAGAAUUAUCAAUGGCAAGAGUACCUGCCUCCAUCUCACAGCUUGCUGUAGUAUAUUGGCUAUCUCAUAUUCUUCUGCUGAGAGGUAUAAAUGUCAAAAAUAUAUAAGGAUACAGUAAUUUAAUUGUACAUGGUUAUUUUGGAGGUUCUAAUUGUAAAUGAAAGUAACAACUCCUUGGUUAAGGCUAAUAUAGUUUCCUUAACUAAAGUCAUUGUGCCUACAUUACACAGUGUAUACCAUUUUCACCUGUCUCUCAUUAGUUCUACCUGUAUAUUUUAUGAUAACCUAGCUAAGCAUUGGUUCUGAGUUGAGUGCAAGAGCAGUUAAAAUACCGUAUCUAUAUUUUGUUGAUUUCAACUAUAACCUUGAUGUUAGUUUAACCCCUUAGGGUAUAAUAUGUACACGAGUACAGAAUUUUUAGUAGAACUUUGAUUCAAAUAUAAAAAAAUUCCAAGAAGUGCUAGUUUCUAAUGAAUGACACACAUCCUGAGUGUGUUGGCAUUAUAGUUGUGUGUGGACUGUGCUAGAACAGCUACAAAGAAAAGUAGAUCUCAUGAAAUCAGUGAAGGGGUUGAGAUAAUAUAUUGUGUUCAUGUAAUAUAAAUCAAGUUUUAAAUUAUUUUUUUAUGAAAUCAAUAAAUAUGAUUCAAUUCUUCAAAAGUAAAUCUUUGUGUAAUUUUCUGAGAAAGCAGCUAUUAAAGUAUAGUGAUUCAAGUCUAUAAGGCAAUUUAUAUUCUAUAUUUAGUUUUUCAUUCUGUGUAAUAAACUAAAUAAAUAUAUUAAUUAGAAAGUCAUUUAAGACCACCCUUCUUUUUAACAUUUAAUUUUUUAAGCCAUAAAGAUACAUAAAUUACAUAGGGCAUGGCCCCAUGGAUAACGUCAACAGAUAUUUCAGAGAUAACAGAAGACAUUUAGAAAUGUAUGGUGAUAAAAUUAAUCGAUAAUAAUUUUGCAUGACUUUUACAUUGAUAUUGUAUGAAAUGAGCACAGUGAGGUUUUUCGUUUUCUUUUUUGUUUUGUUAUUGAUGUCACAUCCAAAGACUUGGGGAGGAGAUAUAUUAAGAAUGUAUUUAUAAUCGCUAUUUUGAAAUAAAGAAAACACAUUGUAUUGUUUUUAACCCUGAUUUGAUUUAUUACUAUUUUACAUUCGUUUAUAAAGCAAAAAAAAACACUAUAAAAUCUAAUGUAAAUCACAGAAAGGAACUAUUUUAAUGAAUUUUGUUUGCCUUUAACUACAUCAAGAUAUUAGAAAGAAUUUAUUAAAUGCCAUUUUUGUGAAAGCAUUAAUAAAAUUGUUUCCUACAAUGGUACUGGUGAAGCCACAGUUUAUUAAAUAUAUUUGUCUUUCCAUUACUUUUCAGAAGAAACAAAACAGUAGACAAACUGAUCAUUAUCACUCAAAGUUGAGGGUAAGACAUAUAGCUCUAAGAUAGCGUUUGUACCCCCUAAUUGUUAAAUCUCUAUUAAAAGAUGCCUCCUUCACAGACAUAUUUGCAAUCUGUGUUCCUUUCCACUGGCUCCUUUGGAGAAGAUCAGCACUUGCCCAUUCUUAUUAAUCAGCAGGAAUCUGACAGAACUUCAGAUAAGCAAAUAUUAGUAUUUAGCCUUAAAAAUCAUCUCAAACACUUUUAGAAAAUCCCCAUACCUCUAGUCUUAAUGAAAUAAACAUUACUAAUUAUAAACAACAUUCAUGGGCAAAUUGUGAUUUCCAACUUUUUUCCAUUAAAGGUAGAAAAAAUGAUCAAUAUGUCACCUAAAGCAGUUAUGAUAGAAGAAAAUGAACCCAUGGCAUUAUGAGCAAUGGGAGGGCAGAAAAGAAUAUGAGCAGAUUGCAUUGACCAAUAAGCUGUGUUUAGAGCAUGUGUAUUUAAAGGAAGAGAAGAUAGGAACAGAGAGAAAAUGUAAGUUAAGAUUGGUGUAGCCUUAUUUCUACACAUAGUUUUGACAAAAGUAUGAAUAUUAUAGCAGCACUUUUGAACUAGAUACCUCAUGUGUCACAAAUGACACAUCAUGGAAUUGAGUUCUCUGUGAAUAUUGAGCACAGGGCCUUGGAUCUCAGCCAUUUUCUUUUGUAGACAAAUGGCCUUAAAUCAGAGGUUGACUCAUUUCCAAUCCUCAUUCAGUUAUCCACCAUAGUCAGUUGGGAUGAACUAGAAUAUUUUGUUUGUGGUGUUACUUACUGGGAAUGACAGGAGAUAUACAUCAUGUUCAUCUGAUAAUUUUUUUGCCCCCAAUCUCAAGCUUUCUGAAGACUUGUUUUAUUAAAAGCAAAUGAUAAACCAAAAACGAAUUUUAUAGGUUAUUUUGAUUGAAAAUGCCUUAAAGUAAUUUAAAAAUUUAUUUCAUUCAUUUCAUUUCUAUUUCUAUGCCAUUGAUUUGUAGGAUAUCAUUUUAGGAGCAAAUUUUAAGGAAUAAAAACUAUCUUCUAUUGUAUAUAAAAAUAUGAUUUUUUUAUUUAAAACAUUUAAACUUGUUUUUUCCAUGUCUAUAGAGGAAUUAUAAAGGAAGACUGAAACCUUUGAAUUCUUUGGGCCAAGAAAUUGCUAGUGAGAAUGAAAACAUGCACGUUCCUCAGCGUAUGAUAAUAAUGAGACUCCCGCCUCUAUGUGUAGAAGCCAGAACCAAAACAGAAAUUUUCAAUUCUCCACUUUGGUGUGACUUAAAAAGCCAAUGAAAAAGGCUUUAGAGAGAUAAUGUGAAUACAUAAGGAAUAAACACACACUAUUACUUUUAAGUUACGAGUAAGGAGGAGAUAGUCCUUUGAAGUUGAUGUACAAUCUAUUUCUCUUAGUUGGCAACUCACAAAAUUCACAAAUACUAGAUCAUGUAAGAUACUGCUGAUUAAUAGCCUAAGAAAGCCAUGUUGUAUGGUGGAUAUUGCUCACGAAAUAUUUGAAAAUCCCAGUAAGCUCUGUUCUCCUUGCUAAGAGUGCAUUGUAUAUUUCCAUCAUUGUUUCAUGUAAACUGAAUCAUUGUGCUACAGUUCUGGAGUUGGUAUGCAGUGACUUUAAUGCUGUUUUCAUGAAUAAAAGUCUUUU
Molecule: messenger RNA, 8268 nt
Organism: Perognathus longimembris pacificus (Pacific pocket mouse)
Lineage: Eukaryota; Metazoa; Chordata; Mammalia; Rodentia; Heteromyidae
Gene: Slitrk4
Product: SLIT and NTRK like family member 4
Exons: 2
Coding region: 202-2715 (837 amino acids)
Biological process (GO): positive regulation of synapse assembly; axonogenesis; regulation of presynapse assembly
Cellular component (GO): membrane; glutamatergic synapse
Molecular function (GO): protein binding
Source: RefSeq, a predicted model, not a curated record